GGAUUUCGAAAUAAUUCUUUCUAGCGGUAUGGAAAAAGUAAGACCGCGGCAAAAAAUGGAAAUAUGGAAAAAAUUACACUCGAUUCCUGAAGACUUGGACUCCAAACACACUAGCCGUAAGUGAAAAAAAAACCGACGAAUUCCAAAACACGCACCUGACACUUCGGAAAGGAACCGCAGCAAGCCGGAACGAAAGCAAAAGAAGUACACAAAGCGCGCGAUUGUGGAUCCCCAUCCAAGGCAGAGAUCGGUUCCGGCAAAACGGGGACGAGUUUCGCGGAUCGGUUUCAGCCGGUGAUACGCACGGUGUGGUGUGCGUAAUGAGGAAAUGAAUCAUCCCUCUACUCCGUCCGACGGGAAAGAUAGCAGUGCGGCGGCAUCCAACCUUUACGAUACGCUGAGCCAGUUUAUGUUCACUUCCUUCGCAUCACUGCGCUCUUUGGCAUUGCAUACCGAGGACCAACCGCGGCAGCAUCAACAACAACCAGGGGUUUUAGCUCUCCUCGAGACUCUUUAUCGAACGGCGUUACUGUACCUCGACGAAACGCUGGAUCAUAUCGCUCUUGUGCUGCUCAUCUACAGCCUACUAUGCAUCGUACUAUACCGCUUGCUGUUUCGAGCGGGAUCCGGAAAUGCGUUGAGUGGGCGGUGGUGGUUGCUGCGCCGAAGCCGCAUACCGUCCUGCCAGCGAGCGCUGCUCGUCACGGCCCACCCCGAUGACGAGGUGAUGUUCUUCGGACCGACCAUACUGGAGCUGAGACGCCGCCAGUGCCGCGUCUUUGUGCUGUGCCUGUCGGAGGGCAACCACGAGGGUCAGGGCGAUGUACGACGCCAGGAGCUAUGGGAUGCGUGCGAGAGUAUGGGCGUCCGCCCGGAAGAUAUUACGCUCGUCGAUGCGACACACUUGCAGGAUGAUCCGGCUGCCGAGUGGAAAACGGUUACCAUCGCCAACCAGAUACUACGGCAGAUCGAAUCGCUCGACGUGCAACUGUUGAUCACCUUCGAUAAGGACGGUGUAAGCGGUCAUCCGAACCAUUGCGCUAUUUAUUACGCCACCGCCUCGUUAUGCCUUUCCGGACUAAUACCGAACACCUGCAAAGUUCUGACACUGGAAACGGUAAACCUCUGUCGGAAAUAUCUUUCGCUAUUCGAUCUUCCGGUGACGUUACUGCUCUCGACAAACUGGGUAAUUCUGAACUGGCGCGCACGGCGUGUGGUACAGAGUGCGAUGCGGUUACACGGUUCGCAGAUGGUUUGGUUCCGCAAGCUGUACAUAGUGUUCUCUCGCUAUAUGGUAAUCAAUUCGCUGCGCGAGAUCAACAAAUCGGACGUAGAAUUCGAGAUACUGGACACCUAGAGGAAGAGGAUUUGUGCUAGGGGACCAUUUUGAUACGAUGCACCGAAGAAAAGAUAUCCGCCCUCGUUGAGCGGUGCGCCACGAUGGGGAAAAGGACGCUUUCGCUAGUCUUGUUUUGUUAAUUCUAUAGCUACUUCCGUGGUGGGCUCAACGAUCCUGAACCCGACGCACAAGCUAUGAGCUCCUGUUCAAUGCAAGCAGUGGCACGCUACCCUUUAAAAUGUCCUCUCCGUUCAUCCAAGGUGCGCGAGGGAGAGAAGGCGGAAAUUUAAUUUAUACUAUUUAAGUUAACUUAUCGCCGAAUACGUGAGGCGGAGCAGGAUGUAGAAUCUUUGUAAAUAGUCUUAGGAAAUGGCUGCAAUGCUUACAACCAUCCACCAUCCCACUGCUGCCCAUCCUCUUAUUACUUCCAUUUUUUCACCAAUAAAAAUGGCAAUGUUUAUGACGAAAGCUACUUAGCUCUUCUGUAGGCACUUUGGUGGACGGUGGUGGGAAACUACGGAGAUACGGGGAGCACCUGGAAAACAUUUCUGAAACUAUAAA
Anopheles darlingi is the source of this 1900-nucleotide messenger RNA. RefSeq names its product N-acetylglucosaminyl-phosphatidylinositol de-N-acetylase (gene PIG-L). NCBI's taxonomy places the organism in Eukaryota, Metazoa, Arthropoda, Insecta, Diptera, Culicidae. Gene Ontology annotation, molecular function: N-acetylglucosaminylphosphatidylinositol deacetylase activity. The transcript has 4 exons. Bases 329 to 1357 code for a protein of 342 amino acids. Gene Ontology annotation, cellular component: endoplasmic reticulum. Gene Ontology annotation, biological process: GPI anchor biosynthetic process. The record is from RefSeq and is a predicted model, not a curated record.